Molecule: messenger RNA, 2334 nt
Organism: Ramularia collo-cygni
Lineage: Eukaryota; Fungi; Ascomycota; Dothideomycetes; Mycosphaerellales; Mycosphaerellaceae
Exons: 1
Coding region: 1-2334 (777 amino acids)
Source: RefSeq, a predicted model, not a curated record
AUGGCGUCGUCGCCUCCAAGGCCUCAGCUCAUGCGGAAGCAGAGCUCACAAUCGUCGCACUCGUCAGCCACGAGGCCUAACAUUAGUCCGGUCAGUGGCGGCGAGCAUCUCGUGCGGCAGCAUGUGAAGCCGCGUGCGCACGCGAAGAUGGUGCUACCUCGAAACCACAGCAGUGCGCGCAACUUAGUCAAGAUGGCUCGUCAGGUACAGGCUCCGCACAUGACUACUGCCACCGAAGAGGGCCGCAAGCAUCACCGCAACCACUCCCACGAGCACGACACUGAAAUCCGCCUGCCCGGCAGUCUCGACGAGAGUCGGCCAGCCAUGCGACGCAAUCACACCGCAUACCAGCUGCCCCGCAAUGCCUCGCAUGCGAAGCUUAAGAAGAAUCUCUCCCAUGGCCAGCUGAAUCGUUUGCCUUCCGGCAAGAAUCUUGUAGCGCUCGCCUCUGCCCAGCAGCGCGCUCCUACAUCUCCGCGAUUGAAGGGAAGGCAGAAGAGGCCGAAAUCUGCCGAAACAAUGCCUCUAGAUAAGAACUUGCAAGAGCGCGAGGUCGAGGUCGAACAGCAAUCAAAGCAGGGUGGCCCGGCCAAGUCCCGAGCAGAGGACUCGAAGAAGGUUGGGUUCGACGUUGGCGACGAGUCUGAUGAAGAUGAUUCUCCCGAAUUUGAGGACGGCGAGCAGCAUGAGGAUGAGUGGACAGAGGAGAGCGCCAGCGCAAGCCCGUACAGCACACGUCAGAAUACAGCCAACAACUCGCGAAGGCCCAGUGUGGCAACAGACAGACCUACUGUUAAGUCGCCGCCACUACAGCUAUUGAAAAAGGUCAACACUCGUGUGCUGCAACAUGCGCAGGUCGUCCAGCAAGCAGGCGCAAUGGACGCCCCUGUUCAGCGAUUAAGAGAUGUCGGGAAAGACUUGACGUCGAGGGAAGCUGAUCAUAACAAACAAGGAGCCGACGUCGAAGAAGCCAAGCAGAGCGAGAUUCCUAAAGCUGCUACAGGAAUGAAAGCCGACGCUGCCUAUAGAGCGGCACAGGAAUUAAAGGCAGAGUUGACCUGCCCAUCCUCAUCCAAGACCGAACAUGACAACGAUUAUGAGUCUGAUGGCGCGAGUGUCGACACUGGUUCACCGAGCCCACGUUCGCACCCCAAAGCUUCUGCUCGGGACAGAUCAAAUACUGCUCCUGCUCCCGCCCUCUCUAGUCAUAAGGCAACCAGCAAGACACCAGUGGCUGGUCGGACUGAACAAGUCACACAGCCAGCACAACGGGCCAUGCCGCCUCCUGACUCACGACAGACUUCUGGGCAGUAUGWCAAGGAACAUGUGAACCCCACCACCCGGCGAGUCACUCAGCAGGCGCCGGCGCCAGCGAUCGUCAGCAACGUUAGCGCACUAGACGACACCCACAGCAGUCGAGGGUCGCCCGCGCCGUCUUUGCGAUCUUCCAAGUCCAUCAUUGCAGAUGGCUCUGGUGAUCGCGACCCUGACGAGCUCGUCUCACGCUUUGUGCCGAGCACAUCCCACCCGUCUACAGUGAGCGGUGCAAACACAGCUUCCAACACUCCCAAACAAACUGGCUUCUAUGGCAGUGAUCAUGACCGCCAAGUCUCUGGAUCCCAUCCGACGAGUCCUGGCUCAUUUGUGUCGGGAUCAUCUGGCACGACUACGCCUGCCAUAGGCCGCUCACGAACAGAGACCAGAUUGAUGCAACAGAAAGCACUUGCCGAAAGGGAAGAUUUGCAAGAGCGCGAACCUCCCGCCCUACCCGCCUGGCAAUACGACCGUCUGAACAAGUCGCUCAAAUCUUCUCUCAAUCCAACACGGCUUCCCACCAAGGACAAUCCCAAAGGCGGUUUGAUCUUCCCCGGGCCUGAGGCUUUCCAGGGCCGCUUUCGGGUCACCAACACUGAGCUACGAGUUGUUCAGAAAUUUCGUGACCCAAUCGGUGAGUCGAUCGCACGCCUCCGACUGGUCAAAGGAUCCAAGGUGCACCAGCGCGCUCUGGCACAGAAGAAGACGGGACCUUCGAUGCCGUCAAGCAGGAACACGGUCUCGGUUCCGUCUGCGGAGAAGAGCAGUAGUAAUACCAAUGUUGCCAAGUCUGCAUCGCCACCUUAUGUUAGCAGCCCUCUGAAGCGGCCAGCCACCAACGGUGAGCAGAGCGUAGCAAUGCUCGGAAACGGCCGACAGAGGCCCAAGAGUCAACUGGACCUCGCUCGUGCUCCACCACGGAUGCGUGACUUUGAUCGAGCCGACCAGCCGAACGAAGACAUACUGCGUGCAUUGUGGGAUCAUUGUCUGGAACCCAACGAGAAGAGCAACUUUCACUAG